UAUCUUCCAACUCAACCGCCGCUUCCUGGCCGGCCCAGGCAGCCGCCUCAGGCCCCGCUCCUCAAAGAUCCGCUAUCCGCCUAUUAUUACUCCCUCUCCCCGACGGAAGAAGCCCCAGCCCGGCUCCAGGAGAGAGGAGCUGCCGCCGACAUGAGUGAAUGAAGCGGCUGAACCCCGCAGAACCUCCGCUGAAGUCCCGGGACUCGCUGCUCGUGUGAGGCCGGAGCGAGGAGCAGCCUGAGGCGCAGCGACCGUGGUGAUGGUGUUGGAUUCAGGGGAAGUCUUCAUGGAUCAGGUUGAGGGUGAAAGCGUCGGGGAUCUGUUGGAGCCAGAUGUCCGAGCAGAUCCACCCAAAACCUCGGGCAGCUCCUCCACGAAGCCCAGAGCUCCGGUGAAAAGGAGCACCAAGAGGGAGAAGGUUUCCCACAACGGACUGCCAGCCCAGACGUGCAGCAGCCAGGCGGUGGAGAGGAGGUCGUCGUCUCUGAAAUGUUCGGCUACACCCAGACCGCCGCUGCGCCGCCCCCUCAGCCUGGAGGUGACGCCUCAGCGGCUGCGAGGCUCCCAGGACCUCACGGCCGAGCGGAGGAUCCUGCAGCCUCCGUGGCGCAGCGGUACAGCCGCCCCGUCGCCGCCGGCUCGCAGCCUGACCAGCCCCAGCCUGGGAGCCGGCGGCUGGAUGCGGCGCAGCGAAAGCACCUGCUCCGUCAACUACUCCCUGGGGCUCAGAGGUGGCAGAGGGCAGAUGAGACCCGCCACCUCCCUGCCACACAUAGCUAAAGGUGUCAGCACCUCGUCCCUCCCCACCACGGCCAGGCCCUGUCUGCUCGUCGCCCUCAGACCGCUGAACCUGGAGCAGGAGAAGCAGGCGUUCUUCCAGGCCGACUACAAGUACGAGCCUCAGUUUGAGUACGCUCAGCCGGAACCGAGGAGCGUCCUGGACAAGUACAGGGAGGGAUCAGGCCUCUUCCUGGAGCAGGCCGUUGGGAUCAUGGAGUGCGUCCUGAGGAAGUUUGGCUCCUACGAGAACUUCGAGGAGGUGACCGGUGGCAGCGUUCUGCCUAAAAGUCAGGUGUGGGCGGCUGUUCGUAAAUACCUGCAGAAAGAAGGCUGCGUGGGGGAGGUUGUCGUCCGUCUGUCCGAUGAACUGCUGUCCCAGGCCGUGAUGGUGGUGGAAAGCUGUCGCCCCACUCUGACCAUCAACCUGGCCGGAGCUCGGCAGUACUGGCUGGAGGGGAUGCUGAGGCAUGAGAUUGGCACACAUUACCUGCGAGGUGUGAACAACAACCUGCAGCCGUGGGCCACCACAGACGGCAGGAAGCAGUUCGGCCUGAAACCGGCCAAUCCCACGGAGGAGGGCCUGGCCAGCCUUCACAGCGUGUUGCUACGGAAACAGCCGUACCUGUGGCGCGCCGCUCUGCUGUACUACACGGUGUACCACGCCACCAGCAUGAGCUUCAGCCAGCUCUUCAGCCACAUCGCUCGCUUCGUCCAGGACCCCGACGUCCGCUGGGAGUACUGCCUGAGGGCCAAGAGGGGACAGACGGACACAUCGCAGCCCGGCUGCUUCAGCAAAGAUCAGGUUUAUCUGGACGGGAUCCUCCGGAUUCUUCGGCAUCGAAGGAACAUCGACUUCAAGAUGUUGACUUCUUUAGGAAAGGUGUCUUUCGAAGAUGUGGAGAGGCUGCGACAUCUGGCGGUGCUGCCCAGGACCAGGAUCCCUCACUUCAUGCGCGACCAGCAGCGCUACCUGCAACAUCUGGACCACAUUGUCACCGUCAACGAGCUGGACGACUCGACGCUGGUACACCUGCUGCCCUGAUCCGUCCCCUCGUCCCCUACCCACCACCUGAAGCCAAGAAGAAGAACUGGAGGAAGCCAGACUGUAUCAUGUGGUGCCCCGAUUAUCUCUUAAAAUAUCAGUAUUAUUACUAUUACUGCUUUAUUCGAGCGUUUUGUUUGUUUUUUUUGUAAAACUUGAAUGAUACGAACAAAAAGGGACGUACACACUAACACCUCUAUCUACAUUUUCACUUUUGUGCGAUGCAUGUUUAUGUGGCUUUUCCACAGAGCCGAGUACGGUUCACGUGCGCCCCCCCUCCCUCGCCUUUAAUCCCACUAUGAAGUUACCUCAAUACUGCAACUCUGCAAUGUAACCAACAUUAUAUAUGUAGACUCAUGCAUAAUCACAGAUUCAUAAUCACUUGCUUACUUUAUGCAAUUAUUUAAGUUUUUUUACUUUAACAGAACAGACUGAAUGUCUCUGGUUUUAGCUUUAUAUCCUGGUUUUUUUUUUGUUUUUUUUUUAUUUACAAGACGUUGAUUUAUGCCUUAGAUUGUUUGCAUUUUAAGAAGGACACCAAGGACACGACAUUUCCAAACCUCCAGGGAAUCGGCAGCUGAGGCCAUGAAUCUUUAAAAUACCAAGUGCCAGCGGACUCAGCCGAGUGUUUAGGUUUUCCCCGGGGGAGGAUUUCAAAUAUCAGUGUUAUUGGGAAGAUAAUCAGCUGUGUUGUCUUAACUGUGUCCUUGGUGGCCUUUGAGUAUUGAUAUGCUACUGUGAUGUGACCCGAGCGCCCCCCGCUGCGCAGCAACCAAACGUUCCUUUAAAGGAGCCGUGCUACAUUUUGGGAAAAGAAGAUGAUCGUUUAUUAGCCUCCUUGCAGAGUUGGAUUUGUAUCGAUUAUAAUGUCUGUUUUGAUCAAUAUGUAGCUGAAGAAAAGACUAGAAAAGUGGGAAAUGACAAACCGGACUGUGCCUGAACUGUAAAAAGAGAUUCAGAAAGUGCCCCUUUACUUUUUCUGAUUUAUUGGGUUGUAGAUUGAAAUGUUUAAAAUCUACCCUCAAAGUACAAGAACAACAGUAUUAUGUAGUAUUAGCUCGCUAGCUGUGUUGCUAUCAACAUAUUUUGGAAAAGGUCAAAGGAAAUGGCAAAAAACUGCCUCAAUUUCAGUUGCUAUGCUCACUUAAAGUGUUUUUUUCACCUUUUCUAACAGUUAUUGUGAACCAUUGGUGACAGAAACACAUUUUCUGAACAAAUUCUGACGUAGCAAACUUUUUACUCAUCCGUUGUCUUCACCUCUAGAAAGCAUGAAAUAUGCCAAUACCAGCUCACGUCAAAGAAUAAUGACAACUUUUCAUGUCAAAAACAAUUCCCGAAGACUUUUUUUCCCAUUUUUCUUACCUAGAUAGCCAAAGAUUUAUUCUUCUAUACUGUUAAAGGUUAGAUCAGUUGCCAAAUGCGUGGUUUUGUUCUUCCUACUUCUACUCAUGUAGCCUCUACUGCCACCUACUGACGACACCACGCGGCCUAGUUUAUUUGCUCCAAAACUAGCCUAAUUCAUGCUAUAUUUUGUGUCGUUUUUUUGCAAGUAAAUCAAACAAACUAAACUUUUCAUAGUUAACUCAGAAUGUACUGAACCCACUCCUGGAUGCUAGCAAAGUCUCAGCUAACGUUAGCGUCUCUAUCAUGCUCUUUACUGCCGGUGUUGUGAGCUAGCAUUCUUUAUGUAAAACACACCCUGAAAGCUUUUUCUCUCACAGCGUUAGAAGCUGAAACACCCACACAGCCUUUAUGCUAGAAUAAAAUAGCAGUUAAGUUUUUCUUAUCACGCUAUGCUUACGUCUCUGUAUCUCCAUAUCUUUUCCAUGGAUGAUUAGCUGGUGAGGAAGCUAACUUUUGGUCUGACACAUGUUAGUGUUAGCCUUUUAGCCUGAUAGCAUGUAUGUAGCCAUCAAGUGCUUUAACCUUUUUUGUAAACAUUCUUUGAUUAAAUAGUCAGACUGAAGCAAAUAAGCUGGAGACUGUUUCCAACCAGUUUAUGGAACUUGCCUUAGCUUCACUAGCUAACUACAGCUAGCAACAGUUGUAAUUCUAGCAAAAAUCACAGACGGUCGCCAAACAGAAAUGAGUAGCUGCUUUUUGUGUACGCGUCUGAAAUAUAGUUGCUUCACAAAUUCCAACUUUUGUUUUACUGCUAUCAUUGUCACUUUAAACUACAUUAUGUGCUACAAGCUUAGCAACAGUAGCAUCCUUCUAAAGGAACUUUGUGGUUCUGACAUGGAAAGUUGUGUACAUUAAAUGCUUUAUGUUCAAGUUUUAAGUCAUGAGAAUACCACUGUUAGACAACAGAAGUGUAGAUGGUACCGUGUAAAAGCUACUGAGGCUAAUCAUUCAGCAAACUAGCGACCAGGUAACCUAUUGUGAACCCAAAAUGAUUGAAAUGUACCUAAAGUUGGUGCACUAGGAGUUUAAAUAGGGUCUUUUUUGGUUUAGUCCAAAUUUUGAAUAUUGAAAAUGUUGUAAAUGGAUUCAGCAUCUUCAGUAAUCAUGAAAUACACUUGAAUAUUGUCCAUAUCGGCCAAGUCAUUCUGCUAAUUAAUGCUAACUAAUGCUAAUCUAAACUAAAACCUGUAACAUUUCUUCAGUUACACUACUGGUAAGUUAUUCCCCCACAUAUUUGGUGGAUUUAUGUGUACAAUAAUUCCUCAGCCAAGUGGUACACCCAAACAUAUCCUCCUGUAAAUCAGCUGAAUCUUGUUUCUACAGCUCAGGCUAACCGUUUCCCCCCGUUUACAGUGUUUAAGCUAACCCAAGUGGUUGCAGCUUUGUAUUUAUUAAACUACUAUGAAGUGAUGUCUUAUGUAAAACUCUCCAAUGGCAGACGAGCGUAUUUCCCAAAAUGUCGACCUGCUCCUCUGUUAGGUAAAAGUGCCCUAGUGGCAUCUUAAACUGCUUUUUUGUGAAGCGGCCAGACAUGGAGUCUCUGGCUGAGGAGGCGUCGGUGUUGUGGGCGUGCCUUCGAUGGGUGUUAGCGCUCAUCUGCUGUAGCUAGCUGUGUGUUUGUAGGCUGCUUUUUACUGUGUUUGACACUUAAAACUCCAGAUGUCAGUCAGGGCAUUCAUUUUGGGCCAAGCUGUCCCCGACAGACGGAAAGAAGACGACUGCGGGCUGAACGGCAUCGCAGCGGUAGUCCUAGUUUUUAACUUAAAACACUUGACCAAAAUGUGAACUCUACUCCUGUGAUGCAUUUUGAAUACUUGGAUUUGAAGAUUGACGUGUAAUUGAGAUUUGUUCUGCUGUGUUUACACUUUCAGCCACUCUGUAAGCAGAUAGCAUUUUAAAUUUGAGCAGGUCGUCAUCGUCUGCUGAAGCCACCCAAACGAAUGCACCUAUUUGUAAUGCACGAAUGUUGCACAAGUGUUUUAUGUUCUGGGAAACACCUUGAAUUUCCAGUUUAUUUAUUAAAAUGUACACACACACACACUGAA
Amphiprion ocellaris (clown anemonefish) is the source of this 5271-nucleotide messenger RNA. Its product is annotated as kiaa0895l. The transcript is spliced from 7 exons. The coding region runs from base 260 to 1822 and encodes 520 amino acids. NCBI's taxonomy places the organism in Eukaryota, Metazoa, Chordata, Actinopteri, Pomacentridae. The record is from RefSeq and is a predicted model, not a curated record.